Molecule: messenger RNA, 5174 nt
Organism: Oncorhynchus masou masou (cherry salmon)
Lineage: Eukaryota; Metazoa; Chordata; Actinopteri; Salmoniformes; Salmonidae
Product: transcription factor AP-4-like
Exons: 7
Coding region: 340-1344 (334 amino acids)
Biological process (GO): regulation of transcription by RNA polymerase II
Cellular component (GO): nucleus
Molecular function (GO): RNA polymerase II cis-regulatory region sequence-specific DNA binding; protein dimerization activity; DNA-binding transcription factor activity, RNA polymerase II-specific
Source: RefSeq, a predicted model, not a curated record
UGCAGUCCCUCUGUCCGCGGAAGGAGGCUUUUGGUGGUGCUGUGUGAUUCCUACCAGCUGUUUCCCGCCUUGAAAGACAUCCGAUCAGCUGCAACUACACACAUACACGUACAUGCAGAAGGAAAAGAGAGAGAUUGAGAGCGCCACACAACGAGGGAACCCUAUCAGCUGGAAGUGGAGUAACGUUUAGAACUCCGACUGCUCUGCUACUACAUAAGGAAUUUUCCGAAUUAUGAAAUUAUUCUAGAUUUAUGAGCAAGGGAAUUUGCACCUGAAACUGGAACAUAUUUUGUGCGUUAAUUCAUUUGAACCGGGGGACACACAACUGGAGAGGAAAGCAUGGAGUAUUUCAUGGUACCAGCACAGAAGGUGCCUUCCUUGCAACAUUUUAGGAAAACGGAGAAGGAAGUGAUUGGGGGUCUUUGUAGCCUGGCGAACAUUCCUCUGACCCCCGAGACGGCGCGCGACCAGGAGCGGCGGAUCCGCCGGGAGAUCGCCAACAGCAACGAGCGGCGGCGCAUGCAGAGCAUCAACUCCGGCUUCCAAUCGCUCAAGACGCUCAUUCCCCACAGCGAGGGAGAGAAACUCAGCAAGGUGGGUCCGAGGGAGGAAAGGAAGGGAGAGAAACUCAGCAAGGCAGCCAUCUUGCAGCAGACAGCAGAGUACAUCUUCGCUCUGGAGCAGGAGAAGACACGGCUACUGCAACAGAACAGCCAGCUCAAACGCUUCAUUCAGGAGUUCAGCGGCUCCUCCCCAAAGAGGAGGCGCGGGGCGGAGGAGAAGGAUGAGGGGAUCGGUUCCCCAGACAUUUUGGAGGAGGACAAGACGGAUGACCUGCGGAGGGAGAUGGUGGAGCUGAGACAGCAGCUGGACAAGGAGCGCUCUGUCCGCAUGAUGCUGGAGGAGCAUUUGAGACAGGAGGAGGUCUGCUGUGUUGUGGUUGGUGGUACUCAGCCUGAACAUGUGUUAGGAACUCACUCCGAGCAGCAGGAGAGAGCCAGCACCCCAGCCCACAGCCCACAGGUGCUGGCCCCCAGGUCGUCCCCCGCCCCCACCCACCACCCCACGGUCAUCGUCCCAGCCCCCGCACCAGCCCCACCUCCCCAUCACGUCACCGUGGUAACCAUGGGCCCGGCCUCUGUCAUCAACGCAGCCUCCACGUCUCGCCAGAACCUGGACACCAUUGUGCAGGCCAUCCAGCACAUUGAGAGCAUCCAGGAGAGGGUGGGGGAGGAGGAACAGCGCCGGGCGGUGAUCGUCACCCAGGGACGCGCCCUCACAGACACAGCGGGGUCCGACACGGCGUCCGACAGCGAGUGGCCAGAGGACUGCUCACUGCCCUGAGGCCUCCCAUCAAACACAGGGGCCACGAGAGGGGGCCCUGUACAACACCCACAAUACUCUGAUUAUAUGGCCAUUUAUUAGGUUGGAUAGACGGAUCAGACUCACACACACACUGAACUAGGAUAGUCUACUGUAACUGGAUAAUUACACAAACACACUUCUUUCUGUCUCCCUUUUCUGCUUUCUUGCUUUUUCUCAAACCGGACAAAAAACAUCAGUAGAAAGGUGAUGGGUUGACCUGACAGUUCCACAUAGCUCAAGCAGCCAGCAGCCUUCCCAUUGGUCACGAAGCACCCAUCCAACCCACUCCCUCUCUGGGUCUAGCUCCUCCAGAGGGCUGCCUGAGGAUGGAAGUGUCACACCCAUCCAACCCACUCCCUCUCUGGGUCUAGCUCCUCCAGAGGGCUGCCUGAGGAUGGAAGUGUCACACCCAUCCAACCCACUCCCUCUCUGGGUCUUGCUCCUCCAGAGGGCUGCCUGAGGAUGGAAGUGUCACACCCAUCCAACCCACUCCCUCUCUGGGUCUAGCUCCUCCAGAGGGCUGCCUGAGGAUGGAAGUGUCACACCCAGGUCCAGCCUGGUCCCUUGGCUCAGUUGUCCAAUGGAGACUCUUUCUCACCUUCUCCAAAACCAAAUAAGCAACUUCUGCCCAGCGAGCAGGAGAGCGCGCCUAGACAGGACAGGUGUACCCCAACCAGCACACAGCCGUCCCAGGUGACCCCACAUACUAGAGAUCAUUUCUACAAGAAAUCCUCUACUUCCUGUAUCUCUUCACCAUAUUUCUACCCAGGGGAAUCUCCCCUGAGUGAUGAGACACUGUGAGCAUUCAAAGACACAUUCUGAAUCAGUUCCAACACACCUUUUGGCUCCUUAGGAAGAGAAAAUGUUGUUGUUUUUCUGUUGUACUUUACAAAGUAUUUGUAAGAGUUUGCGUUACAGGUUUUCUUUUUGAUCUUGUGUUCUGCUCAGUGGCUCUGGUCGAUAAAUCACAGGGAUUGAAAUGAAACGUGACAACACAGAAAAGGCCCAUAUUGACGCAGCUAGAGGUCUGUUCAUUUCAGUGGUGCUGUUAGGAGACAAAGCUAAGCUUACUAUGGAAAGAGGAGGAGUGCACUUCCGGUUCCCUCUUUCUCUUUUUGUGCCAUCACACUUUUUACUGGGCUGGGUUCCCAGUAGACAUUUAUAUAGGCGACACUCUCCUCUAAUUAGUAGUACAGAUGAAAACCUGUAACACCGAUUCACCCUUUCGUCUGUUGCUUCUGACAUUUUGGCAUCUGGCUUGUUGAAUAAGCUCAUCGAUGGGUACGUCUUGAGUUUUAAAACCCUUUGUGUGUUUUUGCUGUUGGACACAGGGUAGGCUGGUGUAUCUAGCUCCGCGCUGUAAUUAGGUGGGUUGUGUCCGGGGUUAGGAAAGCCCUGUAUUUGGGACAGGCCUCUGUUUGAUAUCGUAGGAGAACACACACACCCCCCUGUGCAAUUAAUGGUCCCAGAUCUGAUAACGCUCCUCCCAUUAUUUGUCCUUGCAUUUUGGAAACGUCUCUGAUGUUUGUGAGUUUAGAUCCUUAACUGCCUAUGAUAUUGGGUGACUGUGCAUUUGACUCUGUUUCCACUAAUAGGAACACGCGUCCUGGGGGGGGUCAGGUAUCUCUGGCAUCACCAUACUACUCGGCAUCGUGAUACUUGGCGUGGUAUCACGUCAUUAGUUAAGUGUUGAUAUUGUGACAACCCCACUCUGAAAACAGGCACAUUUUCUUGCGGUUUCCACAGAUUUCUAGCGUGUCGCCGUGUAAAACAAGAUGUUUUGGCUCCUUUGUGCCCUGACCAGUUAGCAUCCCUGGCUAUGGUCCGUUUUUAUUAUUGUGCUUUUCAGCGUGUUUCAUUCUCUCUGUAAAGUCUGUCUAUGAUGGUUUUGUUGUGCCCCAGAUAUGACUUGGUUUUACAGGGAUCACAGACACUUUUUCAAAAGCCUGAGUUUUCCCAGGCUGACCUGAUUGAAACCUUGUUGUUUUGGGGGUUCUCCUAUCCCGUGGAGUGAGGGGGGAAUGCAGACACACAUGUACAGUCAUGGUGGGUUCGAGAGACCCAGAUUCUGUGCAGAUUGUCAGAUCCUUCCAAUACUUACAGAAAUGAUUUAGAAUAUGCCCAUCUGGAUUGCACCCAGGAUAACACGCUGCCUGGGGUGUGUGGAGAGAGAGAGGGGCAGCGGUUUGCCAUAACACAGAUUCUAAUGUGCAGGGUAGGCACUGUGAGGCCAGCCUUAACUCAACCCUGGAGUCAGAGCGAGAAAGAGGUAGAGGCCGGCCACACCUAUCUAGAGAAAGCCUGAACACUGUUCAAUAGGAUUGAUACUGUAAACCUUUAUGUCCAGAACCUCCCAAUAUAAAUACACACUUGGUGGCUUAUGCUUUGUUUUAAUGUGCUGCGGUUUCCAAAAGGAGAUGUGGAUGCAAUGUUUUUAGACAUUCCAGAAGAUUCCACCAGUACCUUUAGCAUCUUUAACUGGCACUUUUCAAGAGCAAAACGCAACGGUUAUUUUUGGCCACAAUACGGCCAAUCGCAGAGGAAUCGUUUUUAAUGUAAAAUGAUUUGAUGGUAAAUUGUAUUGAUUUGUUGAUUGUCCCUUAUGUCUUCCCUUUGAGUGUAGAGGGAGUCCUUUUACUGCUGGUCAGAUGAGACACAUCUCCCUCCUAUCCUUCCUUCUUGGUAUUUACAGUGGAUUCACACUGGCCACGUUCAAGGCCACUUCAUUGCAGUCGCAUGCCAGAACCUCACAAUGCCUGGAUAGGUGUUUUUGUAUCAGCUUACCACAAAAUGACACCGCCAACUGAUGCCCGACUGGAAAGUCAGUGAGGUGGCACGCAGCCAUAGGUUGCUGCAUGCAGUGCUACUGUAAUGUAGUCAGCCUGGAACGCGACCACUGUGUUCACCCAGGAAAAAAACCAACUUAGCCAUGUUGAGUUCCAUUAUUUGGAAAUGGUCAGUGAUUGUUGAGGUGUGCCCUCUAUAAACCUUAUAAUCUGGAUCGGUAGGGGCAGUCCUCUGAUCCAGUCCUAUUGAUUGCUGAACAAAAUGUUGUUGUUUUUGUUUGGUUACGCUUUAUGAUAUGUCUGUAGUAGCCCUUUUCAGUACCUGUGUUCAAACAUUUUCUCUGCUGAUGCCAAGCACUGUCUCAUAGAUGUUUUGUGUAUCUUCUAUACGAUAUCUCUGUUAGAUACAUAACAGAUUGCCUGUGAGGUGGGCAGGGGUCAGUGAAUGGGGGGGGGUUACAGUUCUAAAGCACUUACUGUACUAUAUAUGGGAGAAGGUUCCUCUUAUUUUUCAGAAAGGGGGCCUCUCCUCGGCUGAAGCUCUUGAUAGGUUGUGAGACUAAAACCACACAGCUGUGUAUUUCCCCUUUUCCCUGUGUCUGACCCGGUCAUAUACCCUGGGUGUAUUCAUUAGGCACCAAACGGAAGAAAAUUGACUGAAACAGGGAGAUACUACCUGACCUUGCCCAAUAAGAAACAAGUUGUUUUAAUUUUCCAUUGCUACGGUGUGCCCGAGUGAAUACAACCCCUGUCCCAUGUCUGUCUGUCCCUCAUCUCUUUGUCUGUCUGUCGUCAACACAAGACUCUCAUCCUGUCUUCCUUCUCCGUCACUCACGCCCUCCUCUCCUCCCCAGCUCCUCUUUAUCUGUUGUCUUGUGUUUUGUUGGACAGUCAGUCCACACGGUCGUUGAGAAGCUAUUAUAUUUAGAGUUUUUUUUAAGAAGAAACUUGUGGGUGGAUAAAGAAGAGGCUUGUGCCUUUUGUAAAGACAGAAUAAUAAAGUUUGUACUUCAUUUUUUACAA